This is a messenger RNA of Aspergillus alliaceus, 3495 nucleotides long. Its product is annotated as putative spindle pole body component. Gene Ontology annotation, biological process: mitotic spindle organization; microtubule polymerization; establishment or maintenance of microtubule cytoskeleton polarity. The coding region runs from base 382 to 3087 and encodes 901 amino acids. The transcript has 5 exons. Gene Ontology annotation, molecular function: microtubule plus-end binding; microtubule plus end polymerase activity. The record is from RefSeq and is a predicted model, not a curated record. Gene Ontology annotation, cellular component: spindle pole body; centrosome; spindle pole. Lineage: Eukaryota; Fungi; Ascomycota; Eurotiomycetes; Eurotiales; Aspergillaceae.
GUCUGUGUUGAUCCCGCGGGGAAAGUGGUGCCGGAAAACAAAGGCAAAAAAGUAAAAAUUAAUAAACAAUUCAAGCCACCCUUUUCGGGUCGCGAAAGUCACCGGAGUGACUCGAACUCGCCCCGUUGUUUACUCCGUCUCUUUCCCUUCCUCCCACCAUUCAUUUAUUGAUUGAAAUUCCAUCCUCCAUUUUGCCCCACGAGUUCUGUCCGGUUUAGACUACUGACAGCAGACCAUCCAUAACCUCUUUGGCAACCAUCGACAUUGAGUUAUUCUUUCCUUCGUCGAGCGUGGCUAAACUAAACAUACGGUUAACUGCCCAACCGCACGGAUCCUGCAACCUUCUGCAAGCUUAAGUACAGUACCCUCCAAACCGUUAUCAUGGCUGACGGAGAGGAGGACUUCUCCUCUCUCCCAUUGCCUGAACGAUUCACGCACAAGAACUGGAAAGUCCGGAAGGGAGGGUAUGAAGAUGCCAAGCAGCAGUUUGAGAAAUCACCAGAUGAAUCCGAUCCCGUUUUCACACCGUUCAUACAAGACCCGGGCCUAUGGAAAGGGGCUGUCGCUGAUUCAAACGUCGCUGCCCAACAAGAUGGCCUUGCUGCCUACUGCUCCUUCUUAAAAUUCGGCGGCCUUCAAGCCUGCACAAGGACCCGUGCAACCACAGUUUUUCCCAUAGUAGAAAAAGGCCUUCCGUCCACAAGACCCGCAGCAAAAACAAACGCCCAAGAAGCACUUCUACUAUUAGUUGAACUAGACAAGGCGGACCCAGUGAUCGAAGAAAUCCUGCCAGCACUGUCACACAAGGUACCCAAGGUUAUUGCUGCGACGCUGACUGGUUUGAGGACAAUCUACCACAACUUUGGAUGUAAGAUUGUUGAUCCUAAGCCAGUCCUCAAGGCUCUCCCCAAAGUCUUCGGACAUGCCGACAAAAACGUUCGUGCGGAAGCGCAAAAUCUCGCAGUGGAACUUUACCGGUGGCUGAAAGACGCCAUUAAACCGCUUUUCUGGGGCGAGCUGAAGCCAGUCCAGCAAACGGACUUAGAUAAACUAUUUGAGAAUGUUAAGCAGGAACCGUCACCAAAGCAAGAGAGAUUCACUAGAGCCCAGCAAGACGCGAUGGCCGCCGCCAGUGCCGCCCCAGAAGAUGGCGAAGCCGAAGACGGCGGCGAGGACUACGAGGACGAGGAUGGCGGAGAGGUUGAUGCUUUUGAUUUCGCAGAACCUGUCGAUGUGAUGCCCAAGGUUCCAAAAGACUUACACGAGCAGUUAUCAUCGUCCAAAUGGAAAGACAGGAAGGAGGCACUAGAUGGUCUGCAAGCCGCGCUGAAUGUCCCGAGAAUUAAAGAUGGUCCAUUUGACGAUAUCGUACGAGCACUAGCUAAGUGCAUGAAAGACGCUAAUAUUGCAGUUGUGACUGUCUCCGCUAACUGCGUCGAUCUACUCGCCAAGGGCCUUCGCAGCGGAUUUGCUAAAUACCGCUCAGCAAUAAUGUCCCCUAUGCUGGAGCGCCUAAAGGAAAAGAAGCAGAGCGUUGCAGAUGCAUUAGGCCAAGCCUUAGACUCGGUCUUCGCCUCGACUAACCUGACAGAAUGCUUGGAGGAAAUCCUUGAGUUCUUGAAGCACAAGAAUCCUCAGGUGAAGCAAGAGACCCUCAAGUUCCUGAUCCGAUGUCUCCGUACCACUCGGGAUGUUCCAUCAAAAGCGGAGGUCAAGUCAAUCGCUGAAGCGGCUACCAAGCUCCUUACCGAAUCUAGUGAGGUCAACCGAGCCGGAGGAGCAGAGAUCCUUGGUACAUUGAUGAAGAUCAUGGGCGAGCGAGCGAUGAAUCCCUACCUCGAAGGACUUGAUGAUAUCCGAAAAACGAAGAUCAAGGAGUUUUUUGAAACCGCCGAGGUUAAAGCAAAAGAUAGACCUAAGCCUAUUGUUGGUGCACCAAAGGCUGUGCCGGCAGCUGGUAAGAAGGUCGUCGGUGGAAAGAAGCCAGCGAUGGGAGUGAAACGGCCCGCUCCGGCGGCGGCACCACCGCCAGCUGAAGAGCCAGCGUCUGCCCCAUCCCCUGCUAAGAGACCUGUGUCAUCGAAAUUGGGGGGCCCCAAGGCUGGUGGGCUUCCCACGCCCGGCUCUAAUCUCAAGAAAAGGUUAGGCGGUCCUGGAGGUUUAGCGUCACCACAACGACGGGUUGUUUCUCCUCCCGAGGAGCCCGCCCCUCCUGCUGCUCCAAAGUUUGGCCUUGGACGAGGACUUGCAGGACGUCCUAUCACCAAGCCAGCUGCUCCUCGUGAACCUUCGCCCCCACCAGCAGCGCCUCAAAUGAGCGGAAUGACAGCUAUUGAGCGAGCUGAGUUAGAGGAGUUGCGUGCCGAGCAGGAGCAGUUUACCAAGCUGGUCGAAGAUCUGAAGUCUGAGCGGACCAAGUUGAAAUCUCAAGUGACAGAGCUCCAGGAUCAGAACGCACAACUCAUUGAGGAUCAUACCAGGGAUGUUCUGAGCGUCAAAGCUAAGGAAACGCAACUGGUAAGGGCGCGGAGUGAUGCAGAGACCGCCGAGCAGACUGUUCAGAAGCAGCAGCGGGAAAUCGAGCGGCUGAAGCGGGAGCUGGCAAGAGCUCUCCGUGCCAGCGCUAUCAGCCCACCCAAUACUUUGCCCGAUGGUAUUAACAUGCCAUAUGGAGACGCCGCAUCGGUUUACCAGGACACGGCCAGUAAUGGGCACGGUCAUUUGUCACGUGCCCACCACAUGGGGUCACGGUUUGAGAGCUCAAGACCCAGGAGUUAUGCUUCAGCUAGCCCAAGUGAAGAGAAGGAGAACAAUGGUCUAGACUCUCCGGGGCUAGGCAGCAGAGACGGGGGGCUUGGUCGACGAAAGCUAAGCCCUACCUUUGGCACCAGUUAUUCCGGAAUGGGUAGUCCAACGCGGUCUUCCAUGCUGGGAUCUAGCAAUGCCUCCGGGGAUGAUCAGCCCACGAGAAGUACAGAGCCAGCGGAGAACUGGAAGCGAGCUGCUGAGGUGACGAGCCAGCUGAAGGCAAGGAUAGAACAAAUGAAGGCUAGGCAAGGACUCACGCGACCACCUACCCAACGCUAACGACUGAACGAUUUCAUGUUUUCUCUCUCCCUUCCCAGAUUCCCUUUAAUUCUACACGGUUUCUAUUCUCUGGCUCGGUUGCGUGCGUGUUGUGUUACAUACGGUUUAACGGGCGCACCUUUUGCUUGGGUGGGCUGGCUAGCUCCUUUAUUGUUCGUUUUGUGCCCUUCAGACUGCGAGAUUUGCUUGUCUUCAGUGGAUCGCUAAGACACGAAAGGGGGUAUCAUCUGGUUGCAUUUUAUUUUGGGAUUGUGACUUUAUACCACUAUGUUUUCAUGUAUAGAUGUUUCACCAUGCGCAUGCAGGUGGUGUAUUGUACGGGUAUUGCAUUUAUCAAUCGGAGGGAAUCGGUCCCGGGGUUAAUACAGUAUAUCCGUUCAUGAGGUUCUAGGCCAGCCGGGGCUGCAU